AGGCCGUCCGGCGAGGCGUCUCUUGGGUCUGCGGCGCAGUUAUCAUUUCCGGGGUAAGAUGGCUGCAGUCCGUCUGCUGAGAACGUGGAGCAGGAAUGCGGGGCAGCUGAUUUGUGUUCGCUAUUUUCAAACAUGUAGUCAUGUUCAUGUUUUGAAGCCAAAUUAUGUGUGUUUCUUCGGUUAUCCUUCAUUCAAGUAUGGUCAUCCACAUCACUUCCUGAAAACAACUGCUGCUCUUCAUGGACAGGUUGUUCAGUUCAAGCUCUCAGACAUUGGAGAAGGGAUUAGAGAAGUAACUGUUAAAGAAUGGUAUGUAAAAGAAGGAGAUACAGUGUCUCAGUUUGAUAGCAUCUGUGAAGUUCAAAGUGAUAAAGCUUCUGUUACCAUCACUAGUCGUUAUGAUGGAGUCAUUAAAAAACUCUAUUAUAAUCUGGAUGAUAUUGCCUAUGUGGGGAAGCCAUUAGUAGACAUAGAAACAGAGGCUUUAAAAGAUUCAGAAGAAGAUGUUGUUGAAACUCCUGCAGUGUCUCAUGAUGAACAUACACACCAAGAAAUAAAGGGCCGAAAAACACUGGCAACUCCUGCAGUUCGCCGUCUGGCAAUGGAAAACAAUAUUAAGCUGAGCGAAGUUGUUGGCUCAGGAAAAGAUGGCAGAAUACUUAAAGAAGAUAUCCUCAACUAUUUGGAAAAGCAGACAGGAGCUAUAUUACCUCCUUCACCCAAAGCUGAAAUUAUGCCACCUCCACCAAAGCCAAAAGACAUGACUAUUCCCAUACCCGUAUCAAAACCUCCGGUAUUCACAGGCAAAGACAAAACAGAACCCAUAAAAGGUUUUCAGAAAGCAAUGGUCAAGACUAUGUCUGCAGCCCUGAAGAUACCUCAUUUUGGUUAUUGUGAUGAAGUUGACCUUACUGAACUGGUUAAGCUCCGAGAAGAAUUAAAACCCAUUGCUUUUGCUCGUGGAAUUAAACUCACCUUUAUGCCUUUCUUCUUAAAGGCUGCUUCCUUGGGAUUACAACAGUUUCCUAUCCUUAAUGCUUCUGUGGAUGAAAACUGCCAGAAUAUAACAUAUAAGGCUUCUCAUAACAUUGGAAUAGCAAUGGAUACUGAGCAGGGUUUGAUUGUCCCUAAUGUGAAAAAUGUUCAGAUCUGCUCUAUAUUUGAGAUUGCCACUGAACUGAACCGCCUCCAGAAAUUAGGCUCUUUGGGUCAACUCAGCACCACUGAUCUUACAGGAGGAACAUUUACUCUUUCCAACAUUGGAUCAAUUGGUGGUACCUAUGCCAAACCAGUAAUACUGCCACCUGAAGUAGCCAUUGGGGCCAUUGGAUCAAUUAAGGCCAUUCCCCGAUUUAACCAGAAAGGAGAAGUAUAUAAGGCACACGUACUGAAUGUGAGCUGGUCAGCUGAUCACAGAGUUAUUGAUGGUGCUACAAUGUCACGCUUCUCUAAUUUGUGGAAAUCAUACUUAGAAAAUCCAGCUUUUAUGCUACUAGAUCUGAAAUGAAGACUGAUAAGACAUUCUUAAACUUUUUGAGCUUCCAAAGAGUAUGUAAAGCCUAGCUGUGCCAGUACAUGUUCACCUUUACAAUUUAUAUUGUAAAUGAUUUGUAUGGUAUGAUUAAGGUUCUAAGGCACAAUAUUUGUCACUGUUCUGUUGAACUUUUUACCGAAAAUGAAUAAUGGUAUAAUGGUUCUCCUGGGGCUGUCACAUUUUAUAGGUCAGAGUGUGACUGCUUAAUAUGGUGCUGACGUCUUUGUGUCAAUGGCUUGAAACUGGCAAGGUUAACAAAAUUAAUGUUACUAAAAGACAGGUAGCCAUAUACAGACAGUAUAUGCCCUAUUUUUUUUAACUGACUCUUAAUGAAACUUUUUAAUUAUACUUAAUUAGGAAAAGGAAUUUAUAUACAAAAUAUUUUCCAUUUCCCUGUAAUCAUGCUAACUGUUGUAUAAAAUAAGUGCAAUUAUACUUCUCUUUUGAGAUAUCCAAUAGUAUAUUCUUGCUCUGUAUAGAGAAUAUCACCUGUAAAUAUCUUAUUUAUAUCAAUUAACGUAUUUGAAAAGGGAAAAGUAUAAACUGGCCUUAAAAAUGUCCAAUUAUAGUUUUAUAACCAGUUAGUCUAUUAAAGGUGUUUGUUUAAAAUGGAUAUACUUUUAGAGUUUUGGUAAUGCUUUAGCAUUUUGUUGGGAAAGACCUCCACUUUGCAAACUUCCCUUAUGUAGGGAAGGUACUUUAAAUGUAGCAGCCACUGACAUUUCUUUUUUUUUUUUUUUUUUUUUUUUUAAAUUUGCAGAAGUCUACAUUCUUUUAACUUUUUUGGUCUUCAGUUAAAAAAUAGAAUAAGAAAUUAAGGUCUAUUCCAUUCUCCAUAUCCUGGGUAGGAAUGUAAAUAACAGGAGAAGGAAGAGUCUAAUAAUAAUUAUGGAUAUAAAAAAUAAUAAAUUUUGUAU
This is a messenger RNA of Sapajus apella (tufted capuchin), 2451 nucleotides long. RefSeq names its product dihydrolipoamide branched chain transacylase E2 (gene DBT). The transcript is spliced from 11 exons. Lineage: Eukaryota; Metazoa; Chordata; Mammalia; Primates; Cebidae. The coding region runs from base 59 to 1507 and encodes 482 amino acids. Gene Ontology annotation, cellular component: mitochondrion; cytoplasm. Gene Ontology annotation, molecular function: lipoic acid binding; acetyltransferase activity. The record is from RefSeq and is a predicted model, not a curated record.